Sphenostylis stenocarpa is the source of this 243-nucleotide messenger RNA. The record is from the annotation of a GenBank genome assembly. NCBI's taxonomy places the organism in Eukaryota, Viridiplantae, Streptophyta, Magnoliopsida, Fabales, Fabaceae.
AUGUCCACCACCGCAACCACAACUUCAGAAGAAGUGAGCAGCAACGAGUGGGAAGUGAUACACAUGAGCGAGCAAGAGGAGGACCUGAUUCACAGGAUGUACAAGCUAGUCGGAGACAAGUGGAAUUUGAUAGCGGGUCGCAUUCCGGGUCGUAAAGCAGAAGAAAUAGAGAGAUACUGGAUCAUGAGACACACUCACGCUUUCUCUGUUACAACAAAUCAAAGUAAAGCCAAAACCUCUUAG